AUGCCAGGGAUUGUCGUGUUCCGCCGGCGCUGGUCUGUGGGCAGCGAUGACCUGGUUCUGCCAGCAGUCUUCCUCUUCCUCCUGCAUACCACCUGGUUUGUGAUCCUCUCUGUGGUGCUCUUUGGGCUGGUGUACAACCCCAACGAGACCUGCUCCCUUAACCUGGUGGACCACGGCAGAGGCUACCUGGGCAUCCUGCUCAGCUGUAUGAUCGCAGAGGUGGCAAUCAUCUGGCUCAGCAUGAGAGGCAGCAUCCUCUACACAGAGCCCCGGGACUCCAUGCAGUAUGUGCUCUAUGUCAGACUGGCUAUCUUGGUGAUUGAAUUUGUCUAUGCUAUUGUGGGCAUCGUUUGGCUAACGCAGUACUACGCUUCCUGCAAUGAUCUCACAGCAAAGAGUGUCACUUUGGGGAUGGUGGUGUGCAACUGGGUGGUCAUCCUGAGCGUCUGCAUCACUGUCCUCUGUGUCUUUGACCCCACUGGCCGGACCUUCGUCAAGCUGCGCGCCACGAAACGCCGGCAGCGCAACCUCAGGACCUACAACCUCCGCCACCGCCUGGAGGAAGGACAGGCCAGCAGCUGGACACGCAGGCUCAAGGUGUUCCUCUGCUGCACAAGGACAAAAGACUCUCAGUCGGAUGCCUACUCAGAGAUUGCCUACCUCUUCGCCGAGUUCUUCCGCGACCUGGACAUCGUCCCCUCCGACAUCAUCGCGGGGCUGGUGCUCCUGCGGCAGAGGCAACGGGCCAAGCGCAGCGCCGUGCUGGACGAGGCCAACAAUGACAUUUUAGCUUUUCUGUCUGGGAUGCCAGUGACCAGGAACACGAAGUAUCUGGAUCUGAAGAACGCGCAAGAGAUGCAGCGGUACAAAGAGGUGUGUUACUACAUGCUGUUUGCCCUGGCUGCCUAUGGCUGGCCCAUAUACCUGAUGAGGAAGCCCACAUGUGGACUCUGUCGCCUGGCCAGAUCCUGCUCGUGCUGCUGCCUGUGCCCCACGAGGCCCCGCUACGGGCCAGGGGUCACCAUCGAGGAGGACAACUGCUGUGGCUGCAAUGCCAUCGCCACCCGCCGCCACUUCCUGGAUGAGAACAUGACCUCGGUGGACAUCGUUUACACCUCCUGCCACGAUGCUGUUUAUGAAACACCUUUCUAUGUGGCUGUGGACCACGAGAAGAAGAAGGUGGUCAUUAGUAUCCGAGGAACUCUGUCUCCAAAAGAUGCCCUGACUGACCUAACUGGGGAUGCAGAGCGCCUUCCAGUUGAGGGUCACCAUGGAACGUGGCUGGGCCACAAGGGGAUGGUGCUGUCUGCUGAGUACAUCAAGAAGAAACUGGAGCAGGAAAUGGUGCUUUCUCAAGCUUUUGGAAGAGAUUUAGGGAGAGGAACGAAACACUAUGGCCUGAUCGUGGUGGGUCACUCCCUGGGGGCUGGCACUGCUGCCAUCCUGUCCUUCCUCCUGCGCCCACAGUACCCCUCCCUCAAGUGCUUUGCCUACUCCCCCCCUGGGGGGCUGCUGAGUGAGGACGCCAUGGAGUAUUCAAAAGAGUUUGUGACUGCAGUCGUGCUUGGCAAAGAUCUAGUGCCCAG
Molecule: messenger RNA, 1586 nt
Organism: Merops nubicus (carmine bee-eater)
Lineage: Eukaryota; Metazoa; Chordata; Aves; Coraciiformes; Meropidae
Gene: DAGLA
Product: diacylglycerol lipase, alpha
Exons: 14
Biological process (GO): lipid metabolic process
Cellular component (GO): dendrite membrane; postsynaptic membrane
Source: RefSeq, a predicted model, not a curated record